Molecule: messenger RNA, 1290 nt
Organism: Melopsittacus undulatus (budgerigar)
Lineage: Eukaryota; Metazoa; Chordata; Aves; Psittaciformes; Psittaculidae
Product: RAS guanyl-releasing protein 2-like
Exons: 11
Coding region: 1-1290 (429 amino acids)
Biological process (GO): Ras protein signal transduction; positive regulation of GTPase activity
Cellular component (GO): plasma membrane
Molecular function (GO): guanyl-nucleotide exchange factor activity; calcium ion binding
Source: RefSeq, a predicted model, not a curated record
AUGAGCUGCACCAUGGACCUGGAGCAGAGCCAUACAUUGGAUGAGCUCCUGCAGGGCUGCAUCGAUGCCUUCGACGCGCAGGGGAAGGUUCGGGACCCGCAGCUCGUGCGGCUGUUCCUGAUGCUGCACCCCUGGUACAUGCCCCCCUCCGAGCUGGCGGCCAAGCUCCUGAGCCGAUAUCCUUGGGCGCAGGACUACCGCAGCUUCGCCCGCAGCGGAGGCGCCGCCUGCAGUCCCGCCAUGCACCGCGCGGUGGCGCUGACCAAUCGGGAGUCCCGAUGGGCGCAGCUGCUGGUGCUGGGGCCCUGCGCGGCCCCGCAGCGCGCAUGCGCCGUGGUCCGGCUGCUGCGGCUGGGACAGAGCCUGCUGGAGCUGCGGAACUUCAAUUCUCUGCUGUCCGUGGUUGGGGGGCUGGGGCACUGCUCCAUCACCCGCCUGCACCAGACCCUGGCGCUGCUGCCCCCCCCCAUCACACAGCUCUGGUCUCACCUGGCCGAGGCCGUGGGUGCUGGGGGCAAUCACCGCGGGUACCGGACGCUGCUGGCUGGGGGGGGGGUCUCGGUGCCGGCACUGGGGGUGCACCUACGGGACCUGGUGGCACUGGAGGCGGCGCUGCCGGACUGGGCCUCACCGGGACGGCCUCACCCCCAUAAGCUCCAGCAGCUCAACCGGAUCCUCAGUGUGCUCAGUGGGGUCGAGGCCACUGUGGGAGGCGAGGACAGAGGCCUCCUGCGGCUGUUGAGGGUGUCCCUGGCACUGGGUCCAACUGAGGCUCAGCUCUAUGAGCUGUCCCUGCAGCGCGAGCCCCGAACCAGCGGCAGCUGGCUCCUGCCCGAGCCCCCCCGCCCGGACCCGGAGCGGCUGCGGCCGCAGCUCGAGCGCCUCGUGGAGGGCAUCUUCAGGGACUUCGACGUGGACGGGGACGGGAGGAUCUCGCGAGAGGAGUUCGCGAUCGUGGGACAGAGCUUCCCACAGCUGCGGAUCUGGGGGGAGCUGGACACGGACGGGGACGGGAGCCUGAGCCGUGAGGAGCUCCUGGCCUAUUUCCUGCGCUGCAGCUUGGGGCCCCCCCCGGGCCCCCCCCAUAGCUUCGUGGGCAGCUCCCCCCUGCGCCCCAUUGCCUGCAGCCACUGCGGCCGCACGAUUUGGGGUCUCCACAGACCGGGCUUGAAGUGCCGCAUCUGUGGUCUCCGCUGUCACACCUCCUGCCGGUCCUUGCUCCUUGCCCGUUGUCGACCCCGCGGCUGCAGCGUCACCGGCGACCCCCCCGCCCCCCCCCCCCACCGGUGA